Brassica oleracea var. oleracea is the source of this 1244-nucleotide messenger RNA. Its product is annotated as F-box protein PP2-A15-like. Gene Ontology annotation, molecular function: protein binding. Bases 176 to 1060 code for a protein of 294 amino acids. Lineage: Eukaryota; Viridiplantae; Streptophyta; Magnoliopsida; Brassicales; Brassicaceae. The transcript has 3 exons. The record is from RefSeq and is a predicted model, not a curated record.
CCUUCCCCCAAAUGUUGUCCUCGUCUCUCCCACAAGCGUGUUCCCCUGUUUAUCAUCAUCAUCUCCAGAGAUCGUUCGGGAUGAGAUAAAAACCAAAGCUUUCUCCAUCGCUAUGGCUCUCGAGCGUCACCACUUCUUCUCUCUUCUUCGCGUCUAGGCGUCUCUUUAGAGAGUCAUGGGGUUGUCCUUCUCGAACCUCAACGGCGAGCACAACGGCUCGUCGAUCGGACCCAGCCUCGGCGACAUACCGGAGAGCUGCGUCGCGUGCGUGAUCCUCCACCUGACCCCGCCGGAGAUUUGCAACCUAGCUCGCCUGAAUCGAGCGUUCCGCGGCGCUGCUUCUUCCGAUUCCGUCUGGGAGAGGAAGCUGCCGAGUAACUACAAGGAUCUUCUCGAUCUGUUACCGGUGGAGAGGUACCGGAGUUUAUCCAAGAAGGGUGUCUUCGCUUUGCUCUCUCGUCCUAUCCCUUUCGACGAUGGUAACAAGGAAGUGUGGAUUGAUAGAGUGACAGGACGGGUUUGUAUGGCGGUUUCGGCAAAAGGGAUGGCUAUUACUGGAAUUGAAGACCGCAGGUAUUGGAAUUGGAUUGAUACUGAAGAAUCAAGGUUCCAUGCUGUAGCCUACUUACAGCAGAUUUGGUGGUUUGAAGUAGAUGGGAUGGUGAGCUUCAAUCUUCCUCCUGGUACGUACUGUCUAUCCUUCAGAAUACACCUCGGAAGAUUCUCGAAAAGGCUGGGAAGACGAGUUUGCCAUUUCGAACACACGCACGGUUGGGAGAUAAAGCCUGUGAGGUUCUCACUCUCGACUUCAGACGGGCAAGAGGCGUCGUGUGAGUAUUACUUGGCCGAUAAAGAAGGAGAGCAAGCAGGUAGAGAGUCCUGGAGAGACUAUAAGGUUGGAGAGUUUGUUGUGGGUUGCUCAGAGCCAACAACGGAGGUACAAUGGUCGAUGAAACAGAUCGACUGCACCCAUUCUAAAGGCGGAAUCUGUGUGGAUUCCGUCUUUAUAAUCCCAACAGAUGUGAAGGAACGCAACAAAAGGAAAGCUGGUGUGAAGUAAUAGUUAGAAAGAAAGGAAAUGUACAUCCAACACUUUUUGUACAUACUACAUACUUUUGAAGGUGUAAAACUGUAUCGUCUUGAAUCUUUAGCUGGUUUUUGAAUUAGGUAUAGCACAUUGUGAACUUGAUCUGAGUUUUGUUUUUUUACGUAAUACUCCAUGUGAAAAUCAAAUUUGCCCUGCA